Phragmites australis (common reed) is the source of this 2144-nucleotide messenger RNA. RefSeq lists its product as uncharacterized. Bases 1 to 1806 code for a protein of 601 amino acids. The record is from RefSeq and is a predicted model, not a curated record. Lineage: Eukaryota; Viridiplantae; Streptophyta; Magnoliopsida; Poales; Poaceae. The transcript has 10 exons.
AUGGUGAUAGGAGAGUUAGGACUGGAUAGGGAUGUUAGCGGUGGUGACACUUGCAGAGGAACAAAACCCCAGCUCUCCUCGCCUCCUCGGCUCUUCUUCCUGCCCUAUCAGCCAUCGGUCUCCUCCCCCGACAUCGGCAUCCCGUCUAGUCUUGGAGCUCCACCAGGGUGGUGCGCCUGCGCAAUGGGCGAAGUGGUGUGUGAGAUAUGUGGUAGUGGUAGCAAGCCUCAGCUUAUUGCAAACUGCACUCGAUGCGAUGCGUAUCAGCAUUGUUAUUGCAUGCAGGUGGUUACAUUUGCGAUUCCACAUGAAUGGUAUUGUGAUGAAUGCCAAACAAAUGCUAACGGGGGCCUAAAACCCAGCCAUGGUGGGCAAACUGAGCUCCAAAGACCAUUGCAUGGUUGUGGUCUGACAAAGGAAAUGGAAACUCCAAAGUUGGACAUCAGUCACAGUAAUGUAGUGCAUCAAAUUAGUCCCAAAACUUCAAAGGGAUUUGGGAGUGCUAAAGUGAAAUUUAUUUCUUGUGAAGAAGUGGCACUAUUGAGUAGAGAGAGGCCACAAUAUGGUAGGUCAAAAUUUGGCAUGCGGCAGGUUUGUCCUGCAUCUCCUCAAAAUGUGAAACAGUUGUCCAGUAUGAAGUGCGUAUCCCCCAGUAGGAGUGACACCCAAGUGCAGGCCCUGAAACAAUGUGCUGCUGCAAGUCAUGAUCAGGCCAAGACCGAGGAUGGGUCAGGUUUUGCUAUGCGGAAAAGUCAGGUUCGGCCUGCAUCUCCUCCAAAUGUGAAACAGUCGUCCAAUAAAAAGUGCAUAUCCCCCAGUAGGAGUGGCAUGCAAGUGCAAGCCCUGAAACGAUGUGCUGCUGCAAGACUUGAUGAUCAGGCAAAUAUUGAGGGCAUGUCACAUUUUGCUAUGCGGCAAAGUCAGGUUUGUCCUGCAUCCCCUCCAAAUGCUAAACAGUCGUCCAAUAUGAAGUGCAUGCCCCCCAGUAGUGGUGACACGCAAGUGCAUGCCCUGAAACGAUCUUCUGCUGCAAGUCAUGAUCAGGCAAAAAUUGAGGAUAUAAACAUGAAACGGAAAGCAAGACCUAGUAGUUCAAUGCCUAUAAUUCAUAGAUGUGGGGCAGUUACAGGAAAAGUUGACUCUCAGAUUGAUGACAAAACUAGAGACAAUAAGAUAGUGAAUGCAGAUGAAGGAAAAAUUGACUCCCAGAUUCAGGAUGAGCCUAGGGAAAAGGGGACAUUAUGUGCUCCAGACGAUGAUACUGGAUGCAAAUCUGAAAUGAAGAGUCUGAACCACAAUACUGACGUGCUAAUCACCAUCAAUUCAAGUGCGGAGUAUUCAAGACGCCCACCACCUGCAAUUUGUUGGACGGGAUCCUUUCUUGUCUUUGAUGCUGGAGCAAAGCAUAAUCUUGGCAAAUUUAAAGCUCAGUUCCCAUCGAAAGUGUCAUCCAAAGUUUAUGAUAUUGUCAAGGUGAUGCCCGAUAAUCUACAGUUUGAGUUGUUACCUCGAAUGAGUGACUGGCCAAAGUCUUUUGAGACUAAUCGUCCAGUUCAUGAAGACAUUGGCUUGUUCUUCUUUCCUAAUGAACAUGACGGGCAUGAAAAGAAACACUCUCAUCUCUUGGAAGCCUCCAGCAAUUAUGUUUUGAGGGCAUAUAUUGAUGACAUAAAGUUGUUGAUAUAUUCCUCGGAAGUGCUUCCACCUGAUUCUCAAUGGAUAGAUGGUGAGUGCUACUUAUGGGGGAUUUUUGUGAGAUCGAAGGGAAAGCGCGGUCGUCGCCGAUUUGGUUCAACCAUUGCAUGACCUUUUGGUUUCCCUGUGCAUGAUAGUAUACAACGGUGAAAAGGCAGCCAAAUCCAGAUAUGGUCGAGGGAGCACUCCAUUACACCUAGCAGUCGCAUCUGCAUAUGCUGUAGAUAGCAUUUUCUGUAUCCAUCUGAUUCUGAUACUUGUUUUUAGUUCGGAUGCUGAAACUAACUCCUGUAAAGCCUAUAAGCCGUCAGUCUAACAAAUUCUUGCAAUCUGCAACUAACUGGUCCUGGGAUGUAUCCAUUGUUUGCCAUUUUUGCAUAUUUGAUCUGUUAUGAUUGAAUCCUGCAAAUUGGAGGAUCGCAGGGCAUCCCUUAUCUCGUGGUGUAAAA